This is a messenger RNA of Armigeres subalbatus, 2098 nucleotides long. RefSeq names its product probable cytochrome P450 9f2. Bases 322 to 1935 code for a protein of 537 amino acids. The transcript has 2 exons. The record is from RefSeq and is a predicted model, not a curated record. NCBI's taxonomy places the organism in Eukaryota, Metazoa, Arthropoda, Insecta, Diptera, Culicidae. Gene Ontology annotation, molecular function: iron ion binding; heme binding; oxidoreductase activity, acting on paired donors, with incorporation or reduction of molecular oxygen.
AGUCAUCUGCGAUACUUGAAGUGAAGUGGUUGGACGGGGAUUUUUCUUCAAAGCAUACUACGAUUACCGUUGAAGCUGAAAAAAAGUCGACAGCAGUAGCAGUCUAUGCCGGCAAUCCAUCUCCGACACAUCUAAUUAUUAGUAUGGAUAGCGGGCGUGAACCGUGGGUCGUCAAUUUCAUCAACGAUUGUCAUCAUUCAAAUUGCUAGCGGUUACGACCGAGACAAUUGAGUGUUACGAUCAUGAUUGACACUGUGACCUCUACAGUUUACUCCGCCUAAUAACGAUCGUACAUUGUUAUCUUUGAAGAAUUCCUUGAUUAUGAUGCUGGAUUUCAUCAACCCUUACUAUCUAUUGCCAAUUGUGUUGGCUAUUAUGAUCAUCAUUUACCGACGGGUGUCCACCCACUAUGGCUACUUCCGCGACAAACCGAUUCCAUCGAUGACGCCCGUCCCAAUUUUUGGGAGCAAUCUUCCCUUGUUGAUGAAGAAAUGCACCUUUUUCGAACACAUACAAGGGAUAUACAACCAGUUCCCGAACGCCAAGGCGCUCGGCUUCUACGAUAUGACCACUCGGUUUAUCAUGCUGCGCGAUGCGGAGCUGAUCAAGAAGGUGCUGAUCAAGGAUUUCGACUACUUCGUCGAUCGGCGAACGGUGUUUGCCGAGGAUGCAACCGAAAAGGACAACGUUUUAAUCACGAAAACGCUGCUGAUGUUGACGGGACAGAAGUGGAGAGACAUGCGGGCGACACUAAGUCCAGCGUUUACCGGCAGCAAGAUGCGAGCCAUGUUUGAACUGAUAGUCACCUACAGUGACCGGAUGGUGAACAUUUUGAGGGGACAAGCUAGUGAGAAAGGGUUUGUGGAUUAUGAGAUGAAAGAAUUCUGCUCCAGAAUAUGCUCCGAUAUCAUUGCGACCUGUGCCUAUGGCUUGGAAGUGGAGUCGUUGGCGAAUCGCGAAAACGAUUUCUACAUGAUGGGGAAGAAGAUGAUAAACUUCGGUAAAGCAUCAUUUUUCGUGAAAUUUAUUUUGUACACUCUAUUUCCAAAGUUGAUGAAAAAACUGCAGGUGGAUUUGUUUGAUGGUGAACAAAUAAAAUAUUUUACUGAGAUUAUUAAAGACACGAUUAAAACUCGAGAUGCACAUGGAAUAGUACGACCGGACAUGAUCCAUCUGUUGAUGCAGGCCCGGAAGGGAGUUCUGAGACAUCAAAAGGAGUCGGCAGAUGCAAGCGCAGGAUUUGCUACGGUCGAAGAAUCCGAUGUCGGCAAGGUUGAGGCAAAAGAAAUGACUGAAAUGGAGCUUGUCGCGCAGUGCUUUAUCUUCUUCAUUGCUGGGUUCGAAGCCAUUUCAACGCAAAUGACACUCGUGUUCUACGAACUGGCCGCCAACCCGGACGUUCAAAAGAAAUUGUACGAGGAAAUAGCGAAUACGCAUGACCAAUUGCAGGGAACUCCACUCACGUACGAUACGUUACAACAGAUGAAGUACCUGGAUAUGGUGACUUCAGAAGUUCUCCGGUUAUGGUCUGGGCCAGCUACCGAUCGGAAAUGUGUUCGAGACUACGUGCUCGAUGACGGCGAAGGAUUAAAAUUCACCAUCGAUGCGGGAACUUGCGUGAUGAUUCCAAGCUAUGGUAUCCACCGGGAUCCAAAGUACUACCCCGAACCGGACAAGUUCGAUCCGGAGCGUUUUAGCGAAGAGCGCAGAGCCAGUAUCGACAUGACAAUGUACUUGCCAUUUGGCGCGGGGCCUAGGAAUUGUAUCGGGUCGCGAUUUGCCCUAAUGGAGAUGAAGGCCCUCGUUUACGCACUGCUGCUAAACUUUAGUGUUGAACGGAACGAGAAAACUCAGGUGCCAAUACAGUUUCCGAAGGGGUUCGCACCGUUGUUUGGGCAGAAUGGUUUGCAUUUGCGGUUGAAGGUUAGACAGUGAAGUUGUGUGAUGAAGAUCUACAUAUAUUAAAGAAUUUAAAACAAAAUGCCAUGUCCGAAACGUAUAUUGUCAUGUUAGUAUAAGUGUAUUUUAUGUAAAAUUGUUAUGAUAAUGAAUUUAACAAAGAGAAUCGUAUAUAAUAAAAGCAAUACACACGUUUGUA